GCCCGAGCCGCGCUCGGCCCGCGUCCGCCUGGCCCGCCAGUGCCCCGGAGCGCGCGGUUCCGCUAGCGCCGAGUUCCGCGCGCCGGACCGAGGUGGCCGCGGCGGCGGCGGCGGCGACGGGAGCCCUGGGUGCUGUGUUCAAGGUGUUCGUUAUGAAGUUAUUAGUAAUACUUUUAUUUCUGGGACUUCUCAGCGGUUGUAGAGGUAACUCUUCCUAUAGCUUGACACCCCAGUUACUCCUGGUGUCCUUUGAUGGAUUUAGAGCCGACUACCUGCAGAACUAUGACUUUCCUCACCUCCAGAACUUCAUCAAAGAAGGUGUCCUGGUGGAACAUGUUACAAACGUUUUUAUCACAAAAACAUUUCCAAACCACUACAGCAUCGUCACUGGCUUAUAUGAGGAAAGCCAUGGCAUUGUAGCCAACUCCAUGUAUGAUGAGGUCACAAAGAAACAUUUUUCUGAAACAAAUGAUAAGGAUCCAUUUUGGUGGGAUGGGGCAGUGCCUAUCUGGGUGACCAAUCAGCUCCAAGAAAACAGAUCAAGUGCUGCUGCUAUGUGGCCUGGUACUGAUGUGCCCAUUCACAAUACCACACCUUCCUAUUUUAUGAAUUACAGCAGCUCGGUGCCCUUUGAGGAGAGACUAAAUAAUGUUGCCGAAUGGCUCAGCAGUUCCAACCCACCAGUCACCUUUGCAAUGCUCUACUGGGAAGAACCAGAUGCAAGCGGCCACAGGUACGGGCCUGAAGAUAAAGGAAACAUGAGCAGGGUAUUGAAAGAAAUAGAUGGCCUUGUUGGUGAUCUUGUUCAAAGACUCAAGGUGUUAGGACUGUGGGAAAACCUUAAUGUCAUCAUCACGAGUGACCAUGGGAUGACGCAGUGUUCUGAGAACAGACUGAUACAUUUGGACUCCUGCCUGGACCAUUCAAACUACACGGUUAUAGACCUCACCCCUGUGGCUGCCAUUCUCCCCAAAAUAAAUGUAACGGAGGUUUAUGACAAGCUGAAGCACUGUAGCCCUCACAUGACUGUUUAUCUCAAGGAAGAAAUUCCUGACAGGUUUCACUACCAGCACAAUGAUCGCAUCCAGCCGAUUAUUUUGGUUGCUGAUGAAGGCUGGACAAUCGUACUAAAUAAGUCAUCAUUGAAGUUAGGUGACCAUGGCUAUGACAAUUCUCUGCCGACUAUGCAUCCAUUUCUUGCCGCCCAUGGUCCUGCUUUUAGAAGAGGUUACAAGCAGAGCACCAUGAACACGGUGGAUAUCUACCCAAUGAUGUGCCAUAUCCUGGGACUGAAACCACAGCCCAAUAAUGGAACGUUCAGCCACACCAAGUGCUUGUUAGUGGACCAGUGGUGCAUUAACCUCCCAGAAGUCAUUGGGAUUGUUGUCAGCGCACUGUUGGUGUUAACCCUGCUAACAGGCCUCAUGAUAUUCAUGCAGAACAGAACGCCUGCCUCCCGUCCGUUUUCCCGCCUUCAGCUGCAGGAGGAUGACGAUGAUCCUUUAAUUGGGUAGCCCAUGGUGUCUUACUAAUAUCAAAACUAAGGAUCCGUGCAAGGAAUGGUGUUACAACCAUAGAAAGAUAUAUGUCAAAAGGGAAGACAGACAUGCUGAAAGUACUCUGUUUUGUUUUGUUUUCUCUCAUGUCUCAUUUUGGUGUGUUGCCCGAUGUAAAUGACCCUGACACUAGUAGAUUGCUGGCAGACCAGUUAAAAGCACCUGCUUCACUAACAAGAAGUAGCCUUGGAGAAAAUACUCUGGUUUCUUUCUUUCUUUUUCAAUAAAUAUCUAACUUUAAGUGAAAAUAUACUAUAAUUUAAUAGGCAUGCUCUUCUAAUAGAUUUAUAUAUUUGUAAAUGACACAAAGAUAUUUAUGUAAAUUGUGAAUUUUGUGUACCCUGGAGAAAAAGUUGACUAUAUUUUUAUAUUUGCCUUUAAGUAGUGUAUAUCCCAAGAAAACCCUUGAAGUAGGAAAUUCUGUGAUGGGUAAUAAAUUGAUUAGCCACAUAGUAUAGCUGUAACAUACAAAGAAAUCAUUUUAAGUAAAGCUGCUAAAAACAAACAAAAACCAACUAAGACUAUGUAAUAGGAAGUCUGACCUUGUUAAGACCUUUAGCUGUUGACACCCCAGAAGUUGUGUCCUUGGAGCUGGGCAUGGUGGUGAACACCUGAAGGCCAAAUAGUUGGGCGGGUGAGGCAGGGACUUUGUUUGUUUUAGUUACAUUUUUUGGAUACUCUUGUUAGUAAGAAAUUUCAAGGAAAAUUGUUUUUCCCUAUUUGUGUUUAAUGUCUUUGGGUAAGUUGUGUAUGCAAGUGUGUUUGUGUGUGUGAGAUUGUGUCGGUGUCAUGUGACUUAUAAAGGGGACUGGACUGUGUGCCAGAACACAGCUGUCUGGAAAGGGUCAGCCCAAAGGACAGGUCACUUCUUGAUAAACACCUUGGUUAUUUAUCAGUUUCCAAGUUGAUAUUACAGUUAAAACUCCUGUUACAGUUUUCAGUUCUCAUGUCUAUUGGAAGUGUUCAGAUGCUGUGGGAAAAAAAAUCUGACCUGAAUAUAAAGCUGUAAGGUCAGGAUUUUUCUAUUUACCUCUGAGACUUUGUGAUGUGCCUUCCGUACGGCCGAGUGGUGAGAAAUGUAGCCCCGAGUUCGGUGUCUCCCGCUCUUUGCAGCGGUCAUGUGCUGAGGGCGGAGAGCUUCCGCCCGGCACUGCUCCCUCAGUUGACUCCACACCUUUCCUGAGAACCAUGGAUCUGGUGGGAAGCACCAUCAUCAUUCCCUGGCUAGUUGGUUUCUCAGAACCAGAAUGAUUAGAACAAACAGCCUGUAUGAUGUCCAUUAGAGAAAAGACCAGUGGUUCCUGUACUAGUGUGACCUUGAAAGUUUUGACACUAUAAAACAGACUUCGUUGUUGCUAUUAAGGUACAAGAUGGCUCUCCAGUAAGUGUGCAGCAGCACAGGAAGGUGAACACCGAUUAGCCGAUGACAGAGGACACCUCCCAGUCAUCUUAGAGACAUGGCAUUGUGUUGGCUCACUGCUGAGUUUCUGAAGUCUGAUAGCCAGUGCCACAGUAUCGGGGUUUUGAGAGGCAUCUCUGUACAACAUACAUCAUCUGUGCUGUUAAUCAUAAAAUGGGUGUUUUAGGAACGGGACUGAUUUGUUCAUAAAUGUUCUGAUUUAUUUCGUUAUAUAAAAUAGUGAUACUAAAGGAUAAAGAGUUGAUCAAAUAAUAGAAAAAUUCCUACAUACUUCAAUUUCCAUUUUUCAAAGAAAAUAACAAAUGAACUGCCAUAUUCACUUUGAAAAGAAAUUAGUGGCCAUUUGAACUGUCUGCCAGCAGAGUAUUAAUACUAGUUGAAGAUGGCUUAGUCCUACAGUGCUGUCUAUGGGUUCCAGUGACUCUUAGCUUGAUUGUGGCGUCUACAGUGUCCAGCCUAUGAGUGGGAUUUUAGAAAGGGUGGCGUAGGAAGGGAGCCCUGUCAGUGUCUCAGCCCUUGCAACAGAGGUAUUGAUUUUGUCUUUUCUUCCAUUCUCAGAAUACUAGAACUAGGUAAUGUUUAUAAAGUGCUGAUUCAGGAAACAAGGAAUAGUAUUUAUUUCACCAAAUAGAUGGUCAUGCUGAACUGUGUGCGAAUUCAUCUGUGUCUUUGGAACAGUUUAUCACCGUUAAAGCCCAUGACCGCAGUGCUGCUCUGAGAAAACCUUGUAGUGAAGCUUUGACAUGGAGGUUUGCAUGUGCGUGUUGUCACAUGAUGAACUAGGAUUCUCUGCUUUCUGGUCAGGAGAAAGUACUGGCUUCAGGAAGUACUUAGCUCUUGAUGACAGUACCCAAAGGCAAUAGGAAGGUGUCCAUGUAGUUUUGUUAAUCCCCUGGGUCAGUUCAGAAUGAAGCGCCUUGACUUCACAGUAGAGGGGUGGGUGAUCACGGUGCUGUUGGCAGUCUGUUGCGCACGCUCUUCGGGAAGAGCGAAGGGGUAGACAGAGGCUUGCUAGCAGCGCUGUCCAGGAAGCUUCCUCUAGCAAUCCACGGGUAAAGCCUAGGAAUAGGAAGGGAGCAAAUGCCUUUGCACUGAUCUUGGGUGUUUCUGGCCCGUGCCCAACUUGUGAGCUUUAAGGAUGGUUGGCUUUAAUUCCUUUUGUGUAGAGUGGUUUAUUUCAUUGUUAAUUUAUAACAUGACAAAUGAAGGACAAAGAUUAGCUGUAAAGUGUGUGUUUAUUGUCCUUCUCAAACUGUGUGUAAAUACAGUGAGUGCUCUAGGGAAACUUGUAGUGCCUUAAGUUGAAGGAAAUACAUUUUGACCACAUUGUUUGAACUUGUAGCUAAUGACUUUGCUUCUGAUUAAAAUUUAUGUAAAUAAAGUCUACCCAAACAAAUGCAA
Molecule: messenger RNA, 4377 nt
Organism: Peromyscus leucopus (white-footed mouse)
Lineage: Eukaryota; Metazoa; Chordata; Mammalia; Rodentia; Cricetidae
Gene: Enpp4
Product: ectonucleotide pyrophosphatase/phosphodiesterase 4
Exons: 4
Coding region: 153-1514 (453 amino acids)
Source: RefSeq, a predicted model, not a curated record